AUGGUGCAAGGCUCUGCAGCCUCGUCGCCCAAGGGGCAGAAGUCCUCGCGACGAACGGAAGCCAGCCAAAGAAUGAAGCAGCUUUGCCAGCACGGCGCUGUGGCAGCGGCUUCUCCUGCAGCCUUGAACCGCGUCCCUGUGCCGGGCCCAGGAUCAUACACUACAACACCACGGACGGAAGAAAUCACCAAGCCGGUCAACUGCCGGGUGCUGAUGGGGCGGCGGCCACGAUUCCAGAAGGAGGGGGCGCUGUUCAACGCCGGCAUCGAGUCGAAUUUUCCAGGCCCAGGGGCGUACGAGGCAGACAAGAUCAUGAGCCUGGGAAGGUGCAAAGUCAGCAAGGAGAAGGAUCCACCAAGAUGGACCAUGGCGAAGAAGUCCAUCAUGGAGUUUGCAAAGACACACUGCUGA
Messenger RNA from Symbiodinium necroappetens, 411 nucleotides. The record is from the annotation of a GenBank genome assembly. Lineage: Eukaryota; Dinophyceae; Suessiales; Symbiodiniaceae.